This is a messenger RNA of Mesocricetus auratus (golden hamster), 2167 nucleotides long. RefSeq names its product BLOC-1 related complex subunit 6 (gene Borcs6). Lineage: Eukaryota; Metazoa; Chordata; Mammalia; Rodentia; Cricetidae. The transcript has a single exon. Bases 434 to 1510 code for a protein of 358 amino acids. Gene Ontology annotation, cellular component: BORC complex. The record is from RefSeq and is a predicted model, not a curated record. Gene Ontology annotation, biological process: lysosome localization.
UGGCUUGAAAGUAUUCCAUCCCAAGAACCUCCAGCAAUCCCAAGAACGACCCCCAGUUAGGUGUGAUUGCGAGGCAGUAAUUCUGGGCCACCACACCGCCGUGGACGCAGCGUCUGGCUCCGCCCCCGGGACUCCGGGCUUUCAGGAUUUGGGUCUUUUAAGAUCCGCCCCGGCAACAAUCCGAGAGGGCGGGGCGAGCAGCACAGCUGUCACAUCCGAGCCGCUACCCGACUGGCUUUCACGUGUGUUCUGCAGGUCCAUAACAGCUCCUCGUCCGGAACUUCCUGGGGUGGCGACCAAUCACGGAGUCCUUCCUGUCCGUCCCAUUAUCAGCCGGCUGCCAAUCGGCGCGCCGCCGCCCACGCCCCUUAAAGGCGCCGCCGCUGCCGCGGAGCCGGGCGAGCGACUCGAGGUUCCGGCCCCCACCCGCAGUAUGGAGGCCGCCCCGGGGCGGCUCGGGCCGGAACCGGACCUUUCGGCCUUAGCCGACCCUCAGGCCGCGACUUUCAGCGGCAAGCCGGGCCCAACGCCCUCGAAGCCGCCCUCAGCCUUAAGGGUGUCCGGGGAGGAAGAGGCUGAGAACGUUGGGGUCGCGAGCCGUCACCCACGAGCGUCCCUGAGGACGUCGAGCGGUAGCAUCGUCCACCGGCCGGGGCUGGACGCUUGGGAGGACCAGCCGGGCCUCCGGGCGACGCCGUCAGGACCCGGGGACCGCCGGGGACCCGCAGGUUCUGAGCACGCCCCGCCCCCGUCCUCCUGGCACCAGGAGCCCGAGCCCGGCGAGAACCAGCCUUCCGCCCCGAGGGUCUGCCGUCGAGGGAGCCCCGGAGGCGUCGAGAUGAAUGCGGAGCCGCCGCUGCAAGAGAGUGAAGACCACAGCGAAGAGGAGGAGGCGGCGGGCAGGGCUGGCCGCUCGUUCCCCAGCCGCCUUCAGGACAGCCGCAGCCUGGACGGGCUGAGUGGGGCGUGCGGCGGAGGGGGAACCUCAGCGAGCGGCGAGGCCGGCGCGGGCGGGGGACGUCGCGCCACCAUCUCCAGCCCCCUAGAGCUCGAGGGCACGGUGAGCCGCCACGGCGACCUCACCCACUUUGUCGCCAACAACCUACAACUCAAGAUCCGACUGAGUGCCGCCCCACCGCCCCUUCCCCCUGCCGCCGUGCGGCCCUGCCUAACGCCCGCACCCACUCCCACUAUUCCUCCCAUCGACCCCGACGUGCUGAGGGAUCUGGAGCGGCUGAGUCGCGAGCUGGGCGGCCGGGUGGACCGUCUGCUUCGCGGGCUGGGUGGUGCGGUACAGGAGCUGACAGCCUUGAGCGUGGGCUGUAUCCAGACCUACCGCGACGCGGUGGAUUCCUUAGGCGAAGCGGUGGACAUGAGCAUCAAGGGCAUGUACACCUUGCUUGCGCGCUGCGAGGAGCUGGAACGGGCUCUGCAGCCGGUUCAGGGGCUGGCACGCCAAGUCCGAGAUAUCCGACGCACUCUGGAGGUGUUGGAGGCCCUGUGCAAGUGAGCAGGAGGACAGAUGAGAGGCCAUGCCUAACCUGGCCGGGCCAGGGUCCAGUAAGACCCUAAAGAUUUUUCGAGGAGCCCUGGUGGAAACCGCCUGCAGAGGGGAGGCCUGUGUGUUAAGGGUCUUCCACAGCAUAAGGAGUGCGAAUGGGGAAGUUGUAAAGAUUUUCCUGUGGGACGGGAUGUAGCUCUUCUAUUCAGUUGGCCAUCUGUAGCUACCCUGUACUUCCUCUUCUCCUUAGCUAGAACGCCAUCCUUUGGGAACAAAACCCUUAAAUCUCUUCUGGGGAGUGGGGCAGACCCCCACGUUUGAUGAGAACAGAAGCAGCCAGAGGCCGCUGUGGCUGUCCUGAUUCCAGUGAUCAGACCUCAAGUGCCGGGUUCUUUAGGAGGCUGAGUGGUGCUUGGCCACACACCCUGCAGGCAAGGGCGCACAUCUGCAGACGCAUAACCUCCUGCUGCGUCCCUCUGGUCCCCUAAAACGCCACGGGGUGGAGCUAACAGGAGCACAUUUCAUGGUGGAGGGGCGAGUUGGAGGUGACUCACUGCUCUCUGUUCAGGUAGAACUGCUGCUGGUUUUGAAGCCCACCUGUUGUGGAGUAUUCUAAUCAGUUUUGGCUUCCUGAGUUUUGUGGAAUUAAAAUGCCAUUGCUGCUAA